AUCAAAAUGGCAGGUCACUUUUCAGAGUUUGGCUUACUGCCUGAAAUUUGCAAGGCAGUUGAGGACAUGGAAUGGCUUCUUCCAACAGAUGUACAGGCUGAAGCCAUUCCUCUCAUUCUUGGAGGUGGAGAUGUUCUUAUGGCAGCAGAAACUGGACGUGGAAAAACUGGAGCAUUUUCUUUACCUGUGAUUCAGAUUGUACAUGAGACAAUAAGAGAAGCACUAACUGGCCGGAAGAGCUCCAGACCCACAUCUGCUGCACCAUCAGAUGUGCCAACUAAGUUCAAAAUGAAUGUAUUUGAUCGAGAUCAGGACUUUGCUAUUGAUGCCAAAGGUUAUCUGUGUCAGAGUCGCGAUCAUGAUAAGUGGCAAGGAUGCCGUUCUACUUUGGGAGUGAACAAAGGAAUGUAUUAUUAUGAAGCAACUGUCACAGAUGAAGGACUCUGUCGAGUGGGAUGGGCAACAGACUUGGCUUCACUAGAUCUUGGGACUGACAAACAGGGGUAUGGAUUUGGAGGCACUGGGAAGAAGUCAUUUGGAAGGGAAUUUGACACUUAUGGGGAACCAUUUGGAAUUGAGGACACAAUUGGAUGCUAUAUUAAUCUUGACAAUGGUUUUGUGAAAUUUAGCAAAAAUGGUGUGGAUUUUGGCAAGGCAUUUGAAAUUAGUCAAAAUCUUCAAGGAAGCACAUUCUUUGCUGCAGUUGUGUUAAAGAAUGCAGAGCUCUUAUUCAACUUUGGUGAUUCUCCAUUUAAAUUCCCUCCCAGAGGUGGAUAUGCAGGAUUGUCCAAGGCAUCACCUAGUGCUGUGAGUGCCUCUAACAUCAAUGGAGGUGCAUCAGCCUCAGGAAAGACCAAACCUGGCAAGUUUAAUAACAAGUGUAGUCCAUCAGCUAUUAUAAUGGAGCCAUCAAGAGAAUUAGCUCAGCAGACCCAUGAUCAGAUAUCACUUUUCAGGAAGCACUUACCAACACCACAAGUCAAAGAGGUGCUUUUAAUUGGAGGAGAGAAUAUAAAGACGCAAAUUCAGACACUGAAUGAGGGGGUGGACAUCUUGACUGGAACACCAGGAAAGCUUGAUGAUUUUAUUUCAACUAAUAAAGUUAGCCUUUCUCAGGUUCGCUUUUUCAUUUUAGAUGAGGCGGAUGGUUUACUAGCACAGGGAAAUCAAGAGCUAAUCAUGAGAAUCUUUAACAAGAUUCCUAAAAGAAGCCCUGACGGUAAACGAUUACAGAUGAUCGUGUGUUCGGCAACCCUUCAUUCUAUAGAGGUGAAAAAGUUAGCUGAUAAAAUUAUGCAUUUUCCAACCUGGGUGGACCUCAAAGGAAAGGAUGCUGUUCCAGAGACUGUUCAUCAUGUGUUCUGUCGUGUGGAUCCAAGGGUGGACACUUCAUGGCAACAACUCAAAUCUGCGGUUAAGACUGAUGGAGUUCAUGCAGAGGACAAAACAAAGUCAGGCAGUCAGAGCCAAGAAUCCUUGUCUGAAGCAGUGAAGAUUUUGAAGGUUGGUUACCUCGUUAAAGCUAUCCAGGAACAUAAAAUGGACCAGGCCAUUAUUUUCUGUCGCACAAAACUGGAUUGUGAUAAUGUGGAAAGAUAUUUGAUAGACUUGGGCGGAGGUCCAAAUGCCAUGGUCAACGAGUAUUCAUGUGUGUGUCUCCAUAGUGACCGACCUCCAAAGGAAAGAAAGGCAAACUUAGAGUCGUUCAAGGAUGGCGAGGCAAGAUUCCUUAUCUGCACUGACGUGGCAGCGAGGGGUAUCGAUGUAUCUGGUGUACCUUUUGUCGUGAAUGUGACAUUUCCAGACGAUAAACAAAACUACGUGCAUAGAAUUGGAAGAGUAGGAAGAGCACAAAGGAUGGGUCUGGCCAUUUCACUAGUCUCAGAAGUUAAAGAAAAGGUAUGGUAUCACACUUGUCCCAAUCGUGGUAAAGGAUGCUCUGACACACGGCUUAGGGAUCAUGGGGGCUGUGCAAUAUGGUACGACGAGAAAGAGUAUCUCGCGGACGUGGAGGAUCAUCUAAAAGAGACGAUCUCUUGUAUUGAACCCAACAUGAAAGUUCCUCAUAACGAGUUUGAUGGUAAAGUAACUUACGGCAAGAAACGCCGUGCAGCGGGAUUCAUCUUUGAGUCGCACACCGCUGAACUUGCGCCCUCAGUUAGGGAACUGGCAGAAAUGGAGUACAAGGCGCAGACGUCCUUUUUAACUUUACAGCACAAACAGUGGAUGAAACACUAAGAUACUCUGAUGAUUAGUCUACGAAACACUGCCUGAGAUACACUGUGUUUGCCUUGAAGUACUCCCCACUUCAGUUGUACUUAAAAAUACAUGGAGUGUUCAAGUUGGGGAAAGUUUGAAUCGCACAGCUCGAAAUUAACCAGAGGAAAAUAGAGACAUUUCAUACAAAGCUUGAAAUACUUAAAAAAAAUUAAAAUACUUCAAAUACACCACAGUUUAUCUGGAAACCUACCCCCCUUUAUCGAUAGAGCUUAAAAUACUUCUUUGGGAAGUCUGAUUUGAGAUCACAGCGGAGAAACUGUUGACAUUGGCCUUGUGAUAUAGCGUAGUGUUGAAUCUCGCAAAGCAGGUUUUACUGGUCAAAAAAAACUUGCCAGACUGACUCUUUCUCUUCCUAUGGAAAUGUUUCGAUUAGAAUCAAGAUGAUAUGAAGAACUGCCUUCUUCCUCUAAGAAAAAUUAUAUAUUUAAGGGUUGGAUGAGGUUUCGUUUCCGUAUCAUUCGUACGAAAACAAAAUUCAAAUAAAGUUAUUGUCGGAUGA
Messenger RNA from Pocillopora verrucosa, 2779 nucleotides. RefSeq names its product ATP-dependent RNA helicase DDX1-like. NCBI's taxonomy places the organism in Eukaryota, Metazoa, Cnidaria, Anthozoa, Scleractinia, Pocilloporidae. Gene Ontology annotation, molecular function: nucleic acid binding; RNA helicase activity; ATP binding. The record is from RefSeq and is a predicted model, not a curated record.